Molecule: messenger RNA, 3663 nt
Organism: Nymphaea colorata (pocket water lily)
Lineage: Eukaryota; Viridiplantae; Streptophyta; Magnoliopsida; Nymphaeales; Nymphaeaceae
Product: protein ALTERED PHOSPHATE STARVATION RESPONSE 1
Exons: 4
Coding region: 799-3156 (785 amino acids)
Source: RefSeq, a predicted model, not a curated record
AGAGAGCGUUCGUUUCGAACUUCUCAAAAACCGCGCGCCCUCUCUCUCUCUCUCUCUUACGGAAAGCGGAAGGGAGUGGCGUUUUCGUAGUUGUGUGGAAGAGCCGGCGCAGAAAUUGCGCGCCUAGGGCUAAAAGGGUAAUUGAGUCUCCGCAAAGCAACCGCCAUGGUGGCUUUUCCCGGCGGGCUUCCCUGAAGUCGGAGAGCGAGAUGGCGUUGGCUUCGUGAAAGGGGGGGUCGGAAAAUGGGAGGGAGGGAGGAGGAGGAAGGAGCGAGGAAGGGACGAGAGAGAGCGGCGGAUUCCCUCACCGUCAGGCGCUGCCCUGCCGCGGAUUGCGAAUCCCGCUUCUUCCGCGUCCUUGUUCUUCCGUUCGGGAGUUGGGGGCGGCUUUUUCUCGUUUCCUGAAACGCCCUUCGUGAGCGCGUGAUUUGACUUCCUGCUGCAUGGACGGCAACGAGAAGGAAGCCAAGGUGGAAGAAGCGGCGGCCGCUGCUUCGUCUCCGGCUUCCUUCCGGUCGUGAAUGCCAGGAGACGUGCCCGAGCUUCCGACUUUUUUUCUUUGCUUUUCUGCUUGUUCGCCUGUUGUUUUGCUGAGCUGGGGUAGUGUCCGGAAGAUUCCGGUGGAAUUCUGUUGCUUCCGGCUGUCGGUUUUGGUUAUUCGGAAUGCGUGUUGUGAAUUCCGUUUGAUUUAUCGUGACUUUUUGGAGAUUUUUGUUGGGAUUUUUGGAUGGGAGGGAGGAUGCGCGAUCUGGAUUGGGGUUCCUGUGGGGGAGAAUGCCCGAUUAGGUUUCCUUGAUUAUGGGCUGCGGUCCAUCGAAGACACACGAGACGAAGCUGGUGACUCUGUGCAGGGAGCGGAGGGAUCUGAUUCGUUCCGCAGUCAACUGCCGGUACGCGCUCGCCAACGCGCAUUCCGCCUACAUUGGCUCCCUGAAGACCGUCGGUUACUCGCUCCACCGGUUCGUCAGUGAGGGCUUUGUCCCCGUCGCGCUUCCGUCUCCGGUCCUCACACUUCCCGAGGACUCGAAGAAGGGAUCCUCGAGCAAGAACGACUCGUCGUCGACGUCAAUCUCGCACUCGGUUUCGCAGCGGUCACUCUCGGGGUCUCACCUGCGUUUCGGUUCGGAGGAGUCGGUCUCACCUUUGCAUAGUCCCCGGGGCGUCAGUGGCCCGAGCUCACCGGCGCGCGAGUCAUCGGCUUUGAGCUCGCCGUCGAUGUUGACCCACACUAAGUCGAUGGGAAUUCCGACGAUGGUAUUCGGGGAACGGAUGCCUUGGUGGCCCCCGGAGGCAAUGGCUUGGGGGGAGCCUGACUGGCGGUUCGCGGAGCCGGGAGUUGGGCCGUCGACGCGACCGCCUCCGCCGCCUCCUUCACCUCCGAAGCCUGGCUUUGCUUGGGAUGAUUUCUUCAACCCGUUUGGGCCAGUUGAAGAAGUGUACAGUUACUACGGGAAGCGUAAUUCGAGCAUUAGCAGCCCUGAUUCAGCAGAGAUCCGGCUGAAGGAGGGGAUCCCGGACUUGGAAGACGAAUCGCAGAUUGAUGAUGGAAAUGAAGCAAAGAAAGGACAAAAGUCGGGAGUGGAUGGAAGUAAGGGUCUGAGCGGUGAUAAUGCAUCCUCCAGUGGGCACAUAAUGAUCGAUGAAGAUGACGAAGACGAUGACGACGACAGUGAUGAUCAUAUUCAUAGUGUGUCACCGGAAAAGAGUAAUAAAGGCCCAUCAUCGGAAGCGAGCGGCUCGAGAAGCACCACCUUGUCCGCACAUCAUAAAAAGGGAGUGAGCUUUGGUGGGGAGGUCACUUCAGCAGAGGACGCCGAAUCCACCUCAAAGACAGAUGAUUUGGUGGCCGUAGUAACUCAAGGAACGAGAGACAUAUCAGAUGUUGUUAAAGAAAUUAAUGGAGACUUUGGAAGGGCUUCUGAAUCAUGUUUAGAGAUUUCGAAAACGCUUGAGGUGGGAAAGCUUCCUUAUCGUCCAAGAACUACGUUGAUCAAAGCCAAGAUGCCAUUGUUCUCCUCUAGUACUGCUUCAAGAAUGCAGCCAUCCACCAGUGAAGACCCAAGUGGGGACUUGGAAAUAAAGGUUGAUGGGCUUUCGACAAUUCUAGAAAAGAUAUACACAUGGGAAAGCAAACUAUUUGUGGAAGUUAAGGAAGAAGAGAAGAUCAGACUGGGUUAUGAAAAGAAAUUCAAGCGACUGAAGGACUUGAACAGGAAAGGUGCAGAACCUGAAAAACUUCAAGCUACUCAAUCAUCAAUAAAGAAGGAACUCACAAAGAUUAACAUUACUAUUAGAUCCAUUGAUGCCAUGUCAAAUAAGGUUCACAAGUUAAGGGAUAAUCAGUUGCAAUCUGAACUUACUAAACUCAUUCAAGGGAUGAUAAGAAUGUGGAAAGUCAUGUUAGCAUGUCACCAGAAGCAGCUCCAAGCUAUUUCGGAGGGUAAAAUUCUGGAUGUGAUAUCGAGGUUUAGCUCAAGCGACUGUGCAAUGGGUGCAACAAUGCAACUAGAACGUGGGGCUUCAAGUUGGUGUUCCAGUCUUGUCAACUGGAUGAAUGCUCAGAGGGCAUAUGUUAAAACCUUGAAUGAUUGGUUAAGAAAAUGCAUAGAUGAAAAACCUGAAGUGACAGCAGAUGGAGUUGCCCCUUUUUCACCAGGCAGAGUAGGUGCGCCACCAGUAUUUGUGAUUUGCAAUGAUUGGUAUCAAUUGAUGAAAGACGUUUCUGAGAGCCAUGUGAUAGAAGCUGUCAAUGCCUUCGUUGCAAACAUACAUAAACUUUGGGAGCAGCUUGAUGAGGAGAAGCGAAAAAGUCGGGAGAUCCAGUACCUCUCAAAGGACCUAGACAAAAGAGCAAGGUUAUUGCAGGAGGAAAGUAGGAUUCCUAAUGCCCAAGGUCUGCCAGAAAAGUUGACCAUUUCAUUUACAAAAGAGGAUGAAACUUCCUUGCAGUAUAGAAGGACGGAACUUGAUGCAAUGAAAAAAAGGUUGGAGGAAGAGGAACUCAAGCAUGCAGAGCUGGUCCGGCAAGUUCAAUCUGGUGCUUUUACUAUUUUAAAAAUUGGCUUGGUGAAGAUUUUUGAAGCAAUGGUCAAUUUCGCUUCUUCAGUCAUCAAGGGCUAUGAGCAGAUCAGAAUCCCAACUAGCGGUGAUGCUUAGCUAUUGAUGGUUAUCGCUGUGGUGUUUUAAAAAUUACCUUGGUGAAGAUCUUUGAAGCAAUGGUCAAUUUCGCUUCUUCGGUCAUCAAGGAGCAGAUCAGAAGCGGUGAUGUGUAGCCGUAGAUGGUUAUCACUGUAGCAUGGCCUCUGUUGAGCAGGUUGAUGGUGCCAGUUUUUGGGGAGCAAGGUUGUUGGAGGAUGGCUGGCCCUUUCAGGUUGAUUCAGUGCACAUAUUCAACAUUAGGAUAAACCCUGUGUACAGCAGUAUAGCUAUUCAUUCAUUAACCAGAACUGUUUUGACACAUGUAAGUUCAGCUUUAAUCAUUGUCGUAGUGUCCUGAAGGCAUGUAUAGCUUAUGUUCUUUCCGUUUAUUUGUACUCGUCAUUAGUUUUACGACUUUCCUCUGCAUGUGUUUGAUAGAAGAGAGGGAAGAUAAAAAUGCUGGCAGUUGAUAUUUCUUUGUAUUAAGCGAACAUUCUUUUGAAGGUCCUUCAUAAAUUUUGCUCA